GGUCUCCAGCUUCGAAUGCAAGUUCAACUUCGUGGAUGACCAGAAAUUUGGACCGACUCAAAAUUGUCUGGCAGGCUCGCCUUGGUGUUCAUUUCUCAAGCGCUCUGCCAUUGUGGUGGUACGGUGUUGUACACAAGGAUACUAGAAAUCUGUAACUGAUUGGGUUUGCCAUUGAGUGAGUCCAGAGGAGCAAGUCAGAGCAUCUUCUUGUGUCCACCUGCCCGCAUCCUUUGUCAACAGCAUUGAUUGCCUCUUAAUCAAUAAAGUUUUCAUCGAGCUCUGCGAAAGAAACCCUGCCAUACUUGGUCAGGAGUCUUUUUUUCACUGUUGCACGAGGGACCCGCUCACCGUUAGAUCCGCAUAAGCCAUUGUCCCGGUUAUUAAAGGCACCCUCGUAGCAAUGGACACAGAAAAGAAAAAGAAAAAGAAGGCGGCGGCCGCGGCGCAGGAGGCCGCCGGCGCAUCGACCAAGCUGCCACAGCAUUUGCAGGACCAGAAGACGAGGGUCUUCUGCGCAAGCGAUGCGCCAACUUAUCAAAAUGUGUCGUACUCUGGGGCGUACAUGGCCUCGCGCAUCGACGACAGUCUGAACAUGGCGGACUUUGUGAAGAACUUGAAAGUGGAGAUCAAGAGCCUGACGGAGGAGGAAAUGGUCUUUGAUAUUAUUGGCAUCGACCCUGCGAUCGCAAACGCAUUCCGGCGGAUUCUUAUCGCCGAGGUGCCGACGAUGGCGAUUGAGAAGGUGUUCGUAGUGGACAACACGAGCGUGGUCCAGGACGAAGUGCUCGCGCACCGGCUCGGCCUCGUGCCGCUUAAAGUCGACCCCCGCAACUUCGAGUACCGCACAGAGGCCGACAACGCGACGGAGAAGAACACGAUUGUGUUCCGGCUGAAGAAGCGGUGCUGGGAGGAGGGGCCGAAAGGAGCGGAGACGAGAGUCAACGAGAAAGUCUACUCGAGCGACCUGGAGUGGCUCCCCCUGGGCAGCGAGCUCCCCCCCGACGAGGAGACCAAGUUCACAGCAUUUAAUGCACCGCAAACCGCGCCGGGCGGCCAGCCCAUCGCGCCGACGCAUCCGGACAUCGUCCUCGCGAAGCUGCGCAAGCGGCACGAAGUCGAACUAGAAGCGCACGCGGUGAAGGGCGUGGGGAAGGAGCACGCGAAAUGGUCGCCGGUGGCGACGGCAGCUUAUCGGCUACUGCCGGAGGUGAUACUCAAGGAGGACAUCAGGGGCGACGAAGCGGACGAGCUCGUCAGAAAGUGCCCGGUACACGUGUUCGACAUCGAAGAUCUGGGGCCAGACGGAAAGCGGGCUACGGUGGCGCGUCCUCGGGACUGCACCCUGUGUCGAGAGUGUAUACGAGAAGAGGGGUGGGAGGAAAAGGUGGCGCUGCGGCGAGUCAAGGAUCACUUCAUCUUCUCGAUCGAAUCUACAGGAGCCUUGAGGCCCGAGGAAUUGUUCACAGAGGCGAUCAAGAUUCUUACGGACAAGUGCGAAAAGGUGCUGGCGGAUCUGUUUUGAGCGGAUCUGAACCAUACGUGUCUAGUAGAGUCUCUUAUAUCCCAACGAUUGGUACUGAGCCCGCGCUGCGGCUCAACCUAAAUUGUAUGGUGAGGUUUGCAAAGCUGCGCAAGCUCCAUGGACGCAUUCCGCGUGGUCAAUUUCUCGGGUCACAAGACGGCAAGUCGAUUCGCUUUCCC
Klebsormidium nitens is the source of this 1701-nucleotide messenger RNA. The record is from the annotation of a GenBank genome assembly. Lineage: Eukaryota; Viridiplantae; Streptophyta; Klebsormidiophyceae; Klebsormidiales; Klebsormidiaceae.